CAGUGCCCUCCCCUCCUCCCUGCAGGGCCGAGUUCAGGGCCGAGGUGCUGCAGAAGAAGCGGGAGGAGCGCCUGGGCGGGGAGAACUCCGCGGAGCUGCUGGAGGAUCACCGGCGCCUGAUGGCCUGGAAUGACGAGGAGAACGCCCGGCAGCGGGCACGCAGAGAGGAGAGACUCAGGAAAGAAGCGGAGGAAGAGAAGAAGAGGAAGUUGGAGGUCAUGGAGAAGCAGGCCAGGAAAAUGGAGGCCUUCAUGAAGGAGAAGGAGAAGGAGGUUCUCCAGCUGCAGGAGGAAGCCAAGAGCUUCAUCACCCCCGAGAAUCUGGACGCGCGGAUCGAGGAGUGCCUGGAUAACCCACGCAACUACAACUUCGCCAUCGACAAGGACGGGCGGGUCGUCAAGCGCACGAUGCUGUCGUAGCAGCCCCAGGAUGGGGCUCCUGGCCCACUUUGUGCCCAGAACCUCCCCCCACACCUCCAGAAGACCUGGAAUUCUUCUUUUUAGUGUAUAAAUUGACCACGGAAGUGGUGCAGAAAGGCUGCAGGGUCUGGCUGUGCUGCUUCCGAAGGGCGGAACGCCUGCGGGAAAGGGGGCGAGGGUGGAAAACUUGGGCUCUUUGGAGGCUCCAGCUGCCUGGCUCAGCCCUGUGUGGCUGUUGCUGUGCCUGUGAUUCCACCUCCCACGAGUUUGGAUCCCUGCUGCCUUCACACGCAGCGUGUGGGGAGAGAAGCAGGAGCGGUCCUGAGGCAGAUCCUGGCUCUGAGCUCCGUGCUGUCAGCCCCUCUGGAUGCUUCCGAAGGCAAACGAGGGCUGAAUGGAUUUUUAGGGAACACUUGCCCUCGUCUUUUUUUUUGUUGUUCGGUGAAAGGAUUAAUUGUUCCUCCUGAUUUCUGCUGGGCUGGAGGGGCCUGUCAUCCCUCCAGCUUUGAACCCUCCUUUGCACAUCCCUUGGUGUGGCUGAAUGAGAAAAUAUGUCUGAAUGAUCUG
This is a messenger RNA of Empidonax traillii (willow flycatcher), 986 nucleotides long. RefSeq names its product mitochondrial ribosomal protein S26 (gene MRPS26). Gene Ontology annotation, cellular component: mitochondrial small ribosomal subunit. The coding region runs from base 120 to 419 and encodes 99 amino acids. NCBI's taxonomy places the organism in Eukaryota, Metazoa, Chordata, Aves, Passeriformes, Tyrannidae. The transcript has 3 exons. The record is from RefSeq and is a predicted model, not a curated record.